ACUCAGCAACAAUUAUCACACGGGUUGAACCAUGUUGGUCAGUUGGAACUUGGUCUCCGCCCAGGGCUCAGCCUCUCCCAACCUCUCUCUCCAAGGGUCCAAGGGUCCAACUUCCAAGUCUCUCAAGACCCCAAGACCCCACGACUCCAACAGUACCUAGGUAGUAGUCCAUGUCCAACACCGGCUACUCCAAACUCCAACUCCUGGGAUGUCAAUCUGACCAUCUUUAUCGUCUGGGCGGCCCGCAAAGUUGCGUCGUGCUGAUACACACCGCGGUUGAUCAUCACCAUGUUCCCAUUGGACCAGCGCAAAGCGUUCCUCCCGAUGAAUGAGGCGCAGCGCCGUGAGGUGAGAUUCUGUCGAAUGCCCUGCCCUGCGAUGCGAUGCGAUGCGAUGCGAUGCGCGCUCCUCCCUGGCACAAUCCUACUCUGUAUUAAUCCCGUCUUUCCCCACAGGCGAGCAGCUGCGAUCUCUUUUGAUGCUUCUUGGUUCUUUUUUCUUUUUGGCCCUGCGUGCUGUCGAUUCCAUGCUGUCUACACGACCAUGAUUGUGUCGCGGUUCAGCCUCGCGGCCGCUGCGAGUGUACGACUAUUGUUGUUGUUUUCAUUGUUGUUAUUAUCUGCUGCCCCAGCGCGAUCGACGACAGCGACUCAAGCCACAGUCGCGACGACGUUAUCAUCAGCGUCGAUUACUUCACCGGCUGUGGCCUCCGCGACAUCUCUGAGCGCGGCGCUCCCCUCUCCCAGCUACUUCUCCGCACCCUUUGGGAUCCCUCCGCAAAUCGUCCUCGAUCAGCCAGCAAUCUUUAAUUACACAUUACCAUACACUACUCAAUCGCCAGGAUUGGUAUUGUGCCAGACGAACGCAACCGAUUCGGAUCCCAUCAGUACCGCGAAUACCUGGAUCGUACUGCUCGUUCCAUUGUCAGAUGACGGCCAGACUUCUGUCGAACAAGCCAAUGUCUGGAAAUCCUUCCCGCUGACCUUCCAGUCCGUCCCGGGCUACAACAACUUGGAGAACCUCUUCUUCUGUUGGGGGAUUGGCAGCAUCUCCCCCUCGGUGAGCUUCACCUGUGAAUCCUACAGUCCCGAUUUCAACGUCGAGGGGGCGCCCUCCCAGCAGCACAAUGCCGCCAGAGGGAUACUGGGCCAGAGGUUCGCCUCUCCCGAUGCGCGAGAAGCGCUCCUCGCCGCGCGCUCUAUUGUCAUGCCCGCGACCCCUCUCUUCAUCUCCCAGAGCACCCAAGUGCUCGCCAUCUCCGGCGUCCCUUCAUCCAGCACCCCGAGCACCACCUCCUUACCUAGCCAGGUCACCAUCACGACGCCCGGCCCCACGGGGACGACCGUGACCGUAACCCCAACGCCCACCUCCCCAUCCGAUAGCGAUUCCUCUUCAUCCUCUUCCUCCAAAUCCAAAUCCAAACUCGGCGCUGGUCCUAUCGCCGGAAUCGUCAUCGGAUGUGUCGUCGGCCUGCUCCUGCUCCUCGCUCUCCUCCUCCUAUUCUGCAUCCGCCGCCGCCGCCGCACCCCUCGCGGUCCCCACUCCGACGUGCUCCUAGCACAAAGCCGCAACUCCUCCAGCCGCGGCGAACUCGCACUCGAGAAAACCAGUCCUAUCACCACACCCACACCCACACCAGGUCUCACUAGUAGUCCCGGGGUUUUCGAGACUCGUCCCUCAUCCGGCGGGCCUUACGAUCACCUCCGGCAAUCCGCACCCUACACCGGUCCCGCAGCACCGAUCGCGCGUCGGCCAACCACAGCCACUAUCCUCACCACAAGAACAACAUCAUCGUCUCGAGGCGCGCCCUCAAUAUCCGAGAUAAGCGCGCCUGUGAGUCCGCGUUCGACUGUACGCAGCGAGGAUGAUUCUACUUCUGUGUAUCGGGAGAAUCAAGAGAUUCAUAAUAAUAACACGCCGAUGAUAUAUGGCGAUGCGAGACAUAGACCACAGGUAUAUAAGGGAGGAGCUGGAACUGCAGCGUUAUUGUCGACGACGCCGUUUUUGAGUGAGCCGGGUAUGACGCCGGAGGAGAUGGCUAGGUUGGAGGAGGAGGAGAGGAGGAUUGAUGAGGCUAUUGCGGAGGCGGAGGCGGCGAGGCGAUAGUAUGAAUGGAUUGGAUGGAUGGAUGGAUGGGGGGGUGGAUGGAUGGGGG
Messenger RNA from Amorphotheca resinae ATCC 22711, 2155 nucleotides. RefSeq lists its product as hypothetical. Lineage: Eukaryota; Fungi; Ascomycota; Leotiomycetes; Helotiales; Amorphothecaceae. The record is from RefSeq and is a predicted model, not a curated record. The transcript has 2 exons. Bases 289 to 2106 code for a protein of 605 amino acids.